This is a messenger RNA of Fusarium sp. VM40, 768 nucleotides long. NCBI's taxonomy places the organism in Eukaryota, Fungi, Ascomycota, Sordariomycetes, Hypocreales, Nectriaceae. The record is from the annotation of a GenBank genome assembly.
AUGGAAGGCAUCCAGACUCACCCCUCGAACGCGGCGCAAGCCAAGGCUUUCACUGCGCCCGGAUCGCUGUCGUUUCCCGGAGCAACCAACGAGUUGGCACCGCCACCCGUUGGCAACGGUGAUGCUACUCAGCGACCGGUUCCGAACGGCCAGCAGGCGGCAAAUGGCAAUGGGGUGGCACCCGCAACGCCUGUCGCGACGCCUGCUGCCAACCAAGGGCCCAGUGGAAUUACUCCUACUCUACAGAACAUCGUGGCUACAGUUAAUCUUGAUUGCCGCUUGGACCUCAAGACUAUCGCCCUGCACGCACGUAACGCAGAGUACAACCCCAAGAAGCGUUUCGCCGCCGUCAUCAUGCGAAUCCGUGAGCCCAAGACGACCGCCCUUAUCUUUGCUUCCGGCAAGAUGGUUGUCACCGGUGCCAAGUCAGAGGAUGAUUCGAAGCUCGCUUCAAGAAAGUACGCCCGUAUUAUCCAGAAGCUUGGCUUCAACGCCAAGUUUACCGACUUCAAGAUCCAGAACAUUGUCGGCUCCUGCGACAUUAAGUUCCCCAUCCGACUCGAGGGCUUGGCUUCGCGCCAUCACAAUUUCAGUUCUUACGAACCUGAGUUGUUCCCUGGUCUUAUCUAUCGCAUGAUCAAACCUAAGAUCGUGCUUCUUAUUUUCGUCAGUGGCAAGAUCGUCUUGACAGGUGCCAAGGUCCGAGAGGAAAUUUACCAGGCCUUUGAGAUGAUCUACCCUGUGCUGCAAGAUUUCCGCAAGGUCUAA